Molecule: messenger RNA, 1892 nt
Organism: Elgaria multicarinata webbii
Lineage: Eukaryota; Metazoa; Chordata; Lepidosauria; Squamata; Anguidae
Gene: DHODH
Product: dihydroorotate dehydrogenase (quinone)
Exons: 9
Coding region: 16-1197 (393 amino acids)
Biological process (GO): 'de novo' pyrimidine nucleobase biosynthetic process; pyrimidine ribonucleotide biosynthetic process
Cellular component (GO): mitochondrial inner membrane; cytoplasm
Molecular function (GO): dihydroorotate dehydrogenase activity
Source: RefSeq, a predicted model, not a curated record
UCCGCGGCCCUCGCCAUGGCCACGCUGCGGCAACGCAUCAAGGAGGCGACCGGGGUCCUUGGCGGCGGCAGCCUGAUCUUCGCCUCAUACCUGGUGGCCCGGGGAGACGAGGGCUUCUACGCGAAGUGGCUGAUGCCCACCCUGCAGAGGCUGCUGGGCCCCGAGGUGGCCCACACACUGGCCGUGCGCUUUGCCGCCCUGGGGAUCUUGCCGUCUUGCAGCCAGGCCGACUCGGAGGCCUUGGAGGUGCGAGUCUUUGGGCGGCGGUUCCGGAACCCGCUGGGCCUGGCUGCAGGCUUUGACAAGCAUGGCGAGGCUGUGGACGGGCUCUACAAGAUGGGCUUUGGCUUUGUGGAGGUGGGGAGCGUCACCCCUGAGCCCCAGGAGGGGAACCCCAGACCCCGGGUCUUCCGGCUGCCAGAGGACCAGGCCAUCAUCAACAGGUACGGGUUCAACAGCCAUGGGCAUGCCGUGGUGGAGCGCCGGCUUCGGACCCGCCGAGAAACUCAGCGUCUGCUCAGUGAAGCGGGGAGGCCCCUUGGAGUCAACCUGGGCAAGAACAAGGGCUCUGCGGACGCAGCGGCCGACUAUGUGGCGGGAGUGCGGGUGCUGGGUCCCCUGGCCGACUACCUGGUGGUGAACGUGUCCAGUCCCAACACGCCGGGGCUGCGGGCCUUGCAAGGCAAAGCAGAGCUGCGGCUCCUGCUGGCCAAGGUACUAGCCGAAAGGGAUGCCCUGACAUCCGAGCACAAGCCAGCUGUACUGGUGAAGAUUGCGCCGGACCUGACAGCCCAAGACAAGCGGGACAUUGCCAGCGUCGUGUCUGAGCUAGGCGUGGAUGGACUGGUGGUCACCAACACCACCGUGAGCCGGCCCAGCACUCUCCGCGGGGCUCUCCGUGACGAAGCAGGGGGGCUGAGUGGGGGGCCCCUCCGCCAGCUCUCCACGCAGACCGUCAGCGAGAUGUACUCCCUCACCCGAGGACGCAUCCCCAUCAUCGGGGUGGGCGGGGUCUGCAGCGGCCGAGCUGCCCUGGAGAAGAUCCGCGCAGGGGCCUCCCUGGUGCAGAUGUACACGGCCCUCACCUACGGCGGGCCACCCCUGGUGGGGGCGGUGAAGCGGGAGCUGGAGGUACUCUUGAGGGAGCAGGGCUUCCGAAGCGUCCAGGAUGCUGUGGGUGCGGACCAUCGCUUCUGAGGACUCCUGGCACGGGCUCAGCCUGACGGCAUCAACUCUCUUCAGCACAGCGAUGCCGGCUGGCUCUGGACGGGCAGAGGGGCCUGGACGCUGCCCGUGUGUGUGUGUGUGCGUGUGUGACUUGCAGUCUGGCCGGCCUCCUCUCUCCUCUGGCGAGGGGGCUUCUCCAGCAUCCGCUGGCCAGGCAGGGAAAACUCUUGCAGCCUGGCUCUCCGUGACCCCACACAGUAUGAGCAAAUAUUGGCAGUAGCGGAAGGCGUUGGCUUCUUUGAUCAGAGAUCAUGUUGCAAGGGCGGGGGCGCGCGCUCCCGUUUGUUGCUGCGUAUCCUUGGGCCAAGAGGAAGAGCCAGAGAAGAAAUUCUCUUGGCCUGCAACAACCCAGACAGUCAGUUCUGCAGUACUGGGGUGGAGGGGUGGGGGGAAGAGGAGGAAAGUCCAUUCUUUGAGAGGAUUUAGCAGGAGCACAGCCAAAAUAUGCUCCCGUCUUCUGUUUGAUGCCAAUGCCCAACUGCCUGCCUUGAGCUUUGGAAGCUUGUGAGAAUGGAUGGAUGGAUGGGGUGUGUGUGGAUGGGCUGGCCAGCCGGCUGGCCUCCAGUGAACCAGGCGCUGUGACAUAUGUUGCCUGGCCUGCAGCACUCCCGCCCAGGACCAUCACCCUUGGAAGGCUUUUCAAUAAAGGCAUUGUUUUCCCAUCA